AUGCGUUUCGCUGCCAUCGCCCUCUCCACACUUGUGGCCAACGCCGCCGCCGGUGUUAUUGCCCCUCGGGCUGACGCUGACUACUCUGGCGUUGACUGGACCAAGGUUGAUUACUCCGGUGUCGACUGGACCAAGGUCGACUACACUGGCGGUAACAAGGACAAGGACAACAACAAGCAGCCCGAACCGGUCCAGAAGGUCCCCGAGCCAUCAGUUGCCCCUGCCCCGACCUCAGUCUCCGUCCCGACUUCGGUCCCCGCUGUCGUUGCUGCUGCCGCUCCGACCACGACUCUCGUUACCAAGGUCGCCACCUCUGCCGCCGCCGUUGCUACCGAGUCCACCACACCAUCUAAGCCCUUGACCGGCAGCCUCUCCGACGACCAGCAGAAGGCCCUCGAUGCCCACAAUGCCGCUCGCGCUGCCGUUGGGAACUCCCCACUGACCUGGGACGACUCCCUCUCCUCCGAUGCCCAGUCGUGGGCCAACACCAUCGCCACGCUGGCCUCCCUCACCCACUCCAGCGGCUCCGGCCAGGGCGAGAACCUGUACAUGCAGUCCGACAACGGCUCUCCCUUCACCAACGCCAUCAACUCCUUCCUCGCCGAGAAGAGCCUCUACAGCGGACAGGUCAUUGAUGGCGGCAACUUCGGCGCCUUCGGACACUACACCCAAGCUGUGUGGAAGUCCACCACCAAGGUUGGCAUGGCUGUUGCCAAGGCCGCCGACGGAACCAACUGGGUUGUUGUCCGUUACUCUCCCCCCGGUAACUUCAUCGGCCAGACCCCCUACUAA
Molecule: messenger RNA, 792 nt
Organism: Clonostachys byssicola
Lineage: Eukaryota; Fungi; Ascomycota; Sordariomycetes; Hypocreales; Bionectriaceae
Source: the annotation of a GenBank genome assembly